GAAAAGCUUUAAAAUCAUUUGUAUAGUUUGAUCACCUCGGGUCUAGACGGUGUGGGAAUUUGGGGAGGAUUUUCUUGGGACAGGCCUCUAAGAGGGGUGGGAAAGGAGGGGAAGAAAAUGUUGGGGCACCACCCAACCUUGUAAAGGUUGGUGAAGAGUGAGCGUGAAGCUGAGACAGCGCUGAGCUGUGUCUGUCUUCUCUUCCAGGAUGAAAGGGGAGACUCCAGUGAACAGCACUAUGAGUAUUGGGCAAGCUCGCAAGAUGGUGGAGCAGCUUAAAAUCGAGGCCAGCCUGUGCCGGAUAAAGGUGUCCAAGGCAGCAGCCGACCUGAUGACUUACUGUGAUGCCCACGCCUGUGAGGACCCCCUCAUCACUCCGGUGCCCACUUCGGAGAACCCCUUCCGGGAGAAGAAGUUCUUCUGUGCCCUCCUCUGAGCUGCCCCCUCCCUCCUCUCAGUCCUUCCCUCUCCCUCUCCAGAGCCCUUAGGUCGGUCACUGUGGGGACCCGGGGGGCUCCCCGCAGCCCUUUCCUCGCCCUGUGACAUCACCUGAAGCACAGAACCUUCCGCACCCACGUCUAUCCCAUCUCCUCACCCCUGAGGCUGACCCUCCCCCAGCACCCCGUGAUUCGGGCACCCUCCGCCCCACCCAGAGGGGUCCCCCGCGGGGCUGCCAGCCUGCGGCUCGCGGCUGGCCCCCUCCCUCGGUGACCCGCCGGAGACAAUGGGGAGAGGGAUGUGCGGGGGGCUGGCUCCCGGGC
This is a messenger RNA of Dipodomys spectabilis (banner-tailed kangaroo rat), 761 nucleotides long. RefSeq names its product G protein subunit gamma 3 (gene Gng3). Gene Ontology annotation, molecular function: G-protein beta-subunit binding. The transcript is spliced from 2 exons. The record is from RefSeq and is a predicted model, not a curated record. NCBI's taxonomy places the organism in Eukaryota, Metazoa, Chordata, Mammalia, Rodentia, Heteromyidae. Gene Ontology annotation, cellular component: heterotrimeric G-protein complex. Gene Ontology annotation, biological process: G protein-coupled receptor signaling pathway. The coding region runs from base 209 to 436 and encodes 75 amino acids.